AAUUGCGUUUUGCGAAGUUUGACUCAAGUAGACGUUGCAAAGCAGUUACUUUUGCUACAGUGGGCCCCAGUCACCGAUCUCUAGCUCAAUGUGGUAGGGCGAGUGCUGGUUUAAAAAGGAUGGGCUGGACCCGCUUUUUUGUUACAAGCGGAGCAGCAUUUAUUAUUACGGGUCUACGAACCGACGUGUCUACUCUACCGUAUGCGCGCGAGGUCCUCUUGACUCUCGGGGGCAUCCUUCUUGUCUUGGGCCUCACCUGCUCAACGCCUCCCCACCAGCCAUCCCUGUAGCAAUGGGUGUAUCUGAAGACCGCACAGUGGGCAAAGCUACCAUCGACCAUUCCCAGCCCCUGCUCCGGCAAAUCGGCGCCCUGGGACCCAACUACUCAGCCUGGGUCCACGCACCCGAACCCGGCCAGCCGCGCUUCUUCCGAAACCACUUGCUGGAGGCAUGCUCCAAGACACCCUGGUGGGUGGUCCCCCUCGUCUGGCUGCCUCUCUUCACCUACUGCCUCGCCUGCGCAGUCAACCGCCACGGGCUACCCCUGCCGGUCGCCAUCUCCCUAGCGCUCGUGGGUGUGGUGGGCUGGCAGCUGUUGGAGUAUGUCGUACACCGAUUCGUCUUCCAUGCGAAUCUCAAAUCCCCACUGGGCUGCACCUUCCACUUCCUCUUCCACGGCUGCCACCACAAGUUUCCAAUGGACAAGCUGCGACUCGUCUUCCCGCCCGUACCCGCUAGCCUCCUCGUAGUGGCGGUCUACGGCAGUCUCGUGGCGACCUUGCCGUACGGCAGGGCGCUUGCCGUAUUCGCGGGCAUGGGGUACGGCUACGUGUCGUACGACUGCCUGCACUACUGGAUGCACCAUGCGGGGGGUGCCGGUGUUGCACUGCCGGGGGCCCUGCUGCGCGACCUGCGGCGGCGGCACAUGGACCACCACUACCGGGACUACAGCAAGGGCUACGGCAUCAGCUCGGCGUUCUUCGACAUCUUGUUUUGUACGGCAGCGGAUUGAUCGGUAAAUCAAAAUCCAAGUUAGGCAGGUGCGAGCUCGGCGGGUAGGGGUGCGGGAGUGAGAGGGAUUGGGGGCCGUUGUGGGAGAGUGAAGUGGGUAGGAUGAUUGCAUUGCGGGAGGUCUUGCGAAGGAGGCUGGGGAGCGUGAGCGUGCGUGGCAUCUGUUUGAUUGGGGGCUUGGGGGGUCUGCGAGCGAUACAUUGACUUGAGCAUCUGUUGAGGGUUAUGUGUUUUGUAGAAGCGUAUUGAGGCUGCAGCCCCAUGCACGGGUACUCACAUGAUUACCGUCAACUGUCCUGCCGAUGCAUUGUCGCGUAACACAUGGGUGCAUGGUAUUAUAGGUUGGGGCGUACUGUUCAGCGGGUUGAGCUGCAAACACCGCCGUGCAAUAUAUAUGGUCGCUCGAGCUAUCGGUGUAGCAUUGACCGUGCUGCUGCCCCUGCUCUGUCUGCAUUUUCCCUUGCUAACCUGUUAUGCAUGUGGAUAGCACAAGCUAUACGCAAAGGCAACC
Molecule: messenger RNA, 1522 nt
Organism: Astrephomene gubernaculifera
Lineage: Eukaryota; Viridiplantae; Chlorophyta; Chlorophyceae; Chlamydomonadales; Astrephomenaceae
Source: the annotation of a GenBank genome assembly